AUGGCUGCAGCUGUAGAGGCGGCUAUGCAGAAAGCAGCUCUUGCAGAGGCUGAACAGGCUGUGAAAGCCCGCGAAGCCACGCUGACCCAUGUGGGCUAUCCCAACUUUGGGAAGACGGACCACCACAAAUUGGAACCAGACGACUGGAGGCAUACCGACCGCAGGGACGACCUGACUUCCGCAGAGCUUCAGCUCGCAAAGCGCUGUCACGGAGCUCAUAUAGAGACGCUUUCUCAGGAGGUCACAGCUGUUGGAUCUCAUUACCUGCUCAUUCACUACGACGUGCCCUACCUCAAUGCAGAGACUUUCAAGCUGAAGGUGUGUGGCCUUGUAGACAAGGAGUUGUCCCUUUCCAUGGCUGAGAUUCGAAGCAGGCCAAGCACCACCCAGGCGGUGCUGAUGGCUUGUGCAGGCACGGGCCGUAUGUCUCAAAAACAUCGCUUCUGGACCCACGUCCCUUGGGGUGUGGACUCUUUUGGCUGCGCCCAGUGGACAGGUUGCAGCCUUGCGGACCUGCUCAAAGAAGCAGGGCUCAAACCUGGCGCAAAGCAGGUGAUCUUCACCGGGGCCGACAAGGGUGUUGAGGGCGGCAAGGUGCAAUACUUCCAGCGAUCCCUGUCUGUGGAUGAUGCAAUGUUGGGCCAUGUCAUGCUGGUCUGGGGCAUGAAUGGUGAAGACCUCAAGCCAGCACAUGGCGCCCCCUUGCGGAUCAUUGUUCCCGGCUGGUACGGCAUGGCCUCGGUCAAAUGGCUGACAACCAUCGAGGUCACAGAAGGCGGUUGGUGGGGCCAUCAAAUGGAGGCCUAUUCUUUCCGGCGCGCAGCCGAAGAUCCGGGCCGAGUGCCCCUGACACAGCUGCCUGUGCGUGCCCUGAUGUCACCCCCAGGCUACCCAGACUUCUUCUCGCGUGCACGAGUGGUCCCUCCUGGCGUGCAUCGGGUUAUUGGGAAGGUCUGGGCUGGGGCGGUAGAGAUUGACCGAGUGGAGUUUUCUUCUGACCACGGCAAGACAUGGAACAACGCCACCGUGGAGAGGAAGACUGGCCUGUUUGGCUGGGCCACAUGGCACUAUGACUGGCAAGCCCCUGAAGAGGGGACCUUUGUGCUGAAGUGCCGUGGCUUCGAUGCCAAGGGCCGGAGUCAGGAUGAACCUGGGGAUGACGAGUUCAACUGGACAGGCAUGGGUGAUACCCAGCCACAGAUG
Messenger RNA from Symbiodinium pilosum, 1203 nucleotides. The record is from the annotation of a GenBank genome assembly. Lineage: Eukaryota; Dinophyceae; Suessiales; Symbiodiniaceae.